Phytophthora nicotianae INRA-310 is the source of this 231-nucleotide messenger RNA. RefSeq lists its product as hypothetical. The record is from RefSeq and is a predicted model, not a curated record. The coding region runs from base 1 to 231 and encodes 76 amino acids. The transcript has a single exon. Lineage: Eukaryota; Oomycota; Peronosporomycetes; Peronosporales; Peronosporaceae.
AUGCACAUGACGUGGCCUGCCGCAAAUAGGACUAAUGGUAGACCAGCGUUCCCCCCAUGCGUGUACGGCAAAGGCACGCGAAAGGAGCUCGCGGAAGUUGAUGUCGAAGCCGCUGGUUGCUCCGGUUUUGAACUCCGCGAUCAGCUCACACUCCAUUUCGACCACGACAUCUGCCAGUGGAAGGGUGUUGAAGUAUUCCAGAGAUACGCCGUUCAGCUGAGGAUUGUGUAG